Molecule: messenger RNA, 2475 nt
Organism: Trachemys scripta elegans
Lineage: Eukaryota; Metazoa; Chordata; Testudines; Emydidae
Gene: CHRNA6
Product: cholinergic receptor nicotinic alpha 6 subunit
Exons: 6
Coding region: 60-1472 (470 amino acids)
Biological process (GO): chemical synaptic transmission; nervous system process; regulation of membrane potential
Cellular component (GO): postsynaptic membrane; neuron projection; synapse
Molecular function (GO): acetylcholine-gated monoatomic cation-selective channel activity; transmembrane signaling receptor activity
Source: RefSeq, a predicted model, not a curated record
UUUCGGAGAAGUGUCUCGGAUGUUUUUAUUCCAGCUUCUGGCUGUGGGCAUAUGCGUUCAUGUCCUUGAUUAAAGGUUGCUCAGCAUGUGAACCAGAAGAACGGUUAUUUCAAAAACUUUUCUCCCAUUACAACCACUUCAUCAGACCGGUGGAAAAUGUAUCUGAUCCCGUGACAGUACAUUUUGAAGUGGCAAUUACACAGCUUGCAAAUGUGGAUGAAGUCAAUCAGAUUAUGGAAACCAACCUGUGGCUGCGACAUAUUUGGAAUGACUAUAAAUUGCGAUGGGAUCCAAUGGAAUAUGGUGGAAUUGAAUUUGUUCGGGUGCCGGCGGAUAAAAUUUGGAAACCCGAUAUCGUCUUGUAUAACAAUGCUGUUGGGGAUUUUCAAGUCGAAAGCAAGACCAAAGCUCUUCUUAAAUAUGAUGGGAUGAUCACUUGGACUCCACCUGCUAUUUUUAAAAGCUCCUGUCCUAUGGACAUCACAUUUUUUCCCUUUGACCAUCAGAAUUGUUCACUGAAAUUUGGCUCCUGGACAUAUGACAAAGCCAAAAUUGACCUCCUGAUUAUUGGAUCCAAAGUGGAUAUGAAUGACCUUUGGGAAAACAAUGAAUGGGAAAUAGUUGAUGCUUCUGGCUAUAAACACGAUAUAAAAUAUAAUUGUUGUGAAGAGAUCUAUACAGAUAUAACAUACUCCUUUUAUAUCCGAAGGCUACCCAUGUUUUACACCAUUAAUCUGAUCAUUCCCUGUCUCUUCAUUUCAUUCCUAACUCUAUUAGUCUUUUACCUUCCGUCUGACUGUGGUGAGAAGGUGACCCUCUGCAUCUCAGUGCUACUCUCUCUGACUGUAUUUUUGUUGGUGAUCACAGAGACAAUCCCGUCAACCUCUCUGGUCAUUCCACUGGUUGGCGAAUACCUGCUCUUCACCAUGAUAUUUGUGACCCUAUCAAUUGUCAUCACAGUGUUUGUGCUGAACAUCCAUUACAGGACUCCAACCACACACACCAUGCCCAAAUGGGUAAAAAGCGUCUUUCUCAAGCUCCUGCCCAAAGUCCUGAUGAUGACGAGACCUCUAGAGCCGCAGAAGGAAGCCAACUCUAAAAAGAGUAAGAAAGGGCUUGCCAAUAAAUCUAGCAAGAUGAAGCAAUAUGGAGACGUUAAAUUAUACAAGGAGCAGAGAUGCUGCCACUGUGACAAGGUGAACGAACUUGUUACCGGCAAAAGAAGAUUGAGCCCUCAGCCCAUGAAAUGGGGGAUGGAGCACGUCAAGUACUCCGCUGAAGUCGGCGAGGUAAUUAGCAACGUUCAGUUCAUCGCUGAAAACAUGAGGAGCCAAAACGAAACUAAAGAGGUGGAGGAUGACUGGAAGUACGUGGCUAUGGUGAUAGACAGGGUGUUCCUUUGGGUGUUCAUCGUUCUCUGUGUGUUUGGGACAGGAGGGUUAUUUCUGCAGCCACUAAUAGCAGACACAUAAUCCCAAGAAUGCUGGUUGGUUUUUGUUUUGUCCAAUUCCCUACUUUUUUGGAGUUCCACCCAUCCCCUCCACUUUCUCUUGUUACACUUGGCCCAUCCUCCAAUGGUCCAUCUGCGAAGGGCUGCUGUUAAGGUGAUGUUCCCUCUGGCCUGGUCUACACUACAAUUUUAAUUCGGAUUUAGCAGCGUUAAUUCGAAUUAACCCUGCACCCGUCCACACAAUGACACUAUUUAAUUCGAAAUAAAGGGCUCUUUAAAUUGAUUUCUGUACUCCACCUCUGGCUAAGCGGUCAGGGUGUGGCUUCCCCUUCCAACAGUCACAGGGAGAGAGAAGGCAUUCCAUCCUGAGGUCAGUUUCAGACUGUCACAUAUCAUCGUCGAGUGCCCACUGACUAACUUCAACGGCGGGCUGCCGUCUCUCCACCUGGCUGAUGACACCAUUCAAUGACUGGGCACGUUGCACAUACACCCAUGAUCCCUUUGGGGACCUCUGUGGCAAUUUCUGCUCCUUAUUAUCUAGGGGAAGAUUUUCAAAAGCCCCCAGUCUCGGCCUAAUUUUGCUCCCAUUGACGUCAAUGGUAACCACUGACUCCAACAGAAGCAGAGCUAGGCUAGUGGGAAUUUUACCAUUGCCUCCAUUGAAGGCAGAGUUUAGGCCAGUGCUGGGCCCUUGGAAAAUCCCCCGCCUACUGUAUUCUAGCUCUCUUGCUUCUGCUCCCAAGUGCACCCUAAACAUUGCAUGUGUUUGUUUUGCUGUCUUUCUAUCCACUUAGUACUUCACUACAGCACUCGGAUUACCUACGACAAUCCUGCUGGAUGCGUUGAUGUUUUGUUGUAUUCUUACAGUGAAGCCAUCAACAUGAAUAAAAGUACUAUAAAAACCAAAAUAUGACCGGAGUAGUCAAUAGGCGGACCAUGAGCCAAAUCCGACUCACUAGAUGCUUUUGAAUGGACCCUGAAAUCUUUUUAUUUACUUAUCAUUAUUGUUAAUUUUUUAUUAUUUU